AUUGUCAAUCAAUUAUGAGAGAAUAAAUCUGUCAUCUGACUAAAGUGAUUUUUUUUUGAGUUGAAAUCUUUUGUUUGAGUCAUCAUUGCUGUUAUUAUUUAAUGGUUAUGUCAUUUAAUUGUUCGAAUUAAAAUUUUUGAAAUUUUAUUAACGAUUCUAAAUGUGGAGAAGUGCACAAUACGUUAAUUCGGAUGCAUUAAAAUCGGUAGAUAACGAUGACUGGGAUACCGACCCGGAUUUUGUUAACGAUGUGACUGAAGAGGAUCAACGUUGGGGUUCAAAAACCAUUGAAGGUUCUGGACGUACAGCCGCUGCUAUCGAUUUAGAUCAACUUCGAAAUGAAGUAAGUCAAGAAGAUGUACAAUCAAAAGAGAAAUUCGCCCAUCAAUCUCAGAAGGAUAGUAAAAUAGGAUUUGGUGGCAAAUUUGGUAUACAAACUGAUCGUGUUGAUAAAUCAGCUGUCGGUUUCGAUUAUCAUGAAAAAGUAGACAAACAUCAAUCACAAAAAGAUUAUUCCACUGGUUUCGGUGGUAAAUUUGGUGUACAGAAAGAUCGCGUCGAUAAAUCUGCUGUCGGCUGGGAACAUCAUGAAAAGGUGGAAAAACAUUCUUCCCAAUUGGACGGAAGUAAAGGAUUUGGUGGCAAAUUCGGUGUACAGAAAGAUCGCGUAGAUAAAUCUGCCCUUGGUUGGGAACAUCAUGAAAAGGUGGACAAGCAUGAAUCACAAAAAGAUUAUUCUGUGGGCUUUGGUGGAAAAUUUGGCGUACAGAAAGAUCGUGUGGAUAAAUCGGCUGUCGGUUGGGAUCAUCAUGAAACAGUGGAAAAACAUUCAUCUCAAUUGGAUGCAAGCAAAGGAUUUGGUUUGGAAAAUGAUCGAAAAGAUAGCUGUGCCAAACGUUGGGAAAAUCGUGACAAUGAUGAUAAUAACAAUACAAACAAACCCAAGAAAGAGAUUAUUAAAGGUGAUGCCAAAUCAUUGGCAAGUAAAUUUGAAAGUCUAGCCAAACAAGAUGAAACCGCUGCACGUGAAAAAAUUCAACGUGAACGUCAAAAACGAAUCGAACAAGAAGCUCAUGAAAAAGAACUAAACAAAGAUCGUGUUGUUUUUGAAAGUGAAGCCCGAGAAGAUGAAGAAACAUGUGAUCAAUCGCGAGAAUCCAAUGAUCAAGAUGAUGAUGUUGAUGAAGUUGAAAGGCCACUUCAUCAACAGAAAGGUCGCCAUCAUAAGAUAGGCAUUUCGGUAUUACCGAUGCCAAAAUCACCGACAAAAAUAAUCCCUUCUCAAACGAUAACAUCUCCUAUUCAAUCAGAACCUGAAAUAAUUAGUGAUCAACAACCAAUUGAAAUACAAACGCCUGUAGUCGAAACAAAUCCAGUCGAACAAAAGUUAACAACUGACUUGAAAACUGUUGAAACCACAAACAAUGAAGAUUUAGGUCUAACGGCGAUUGCUUUAUUCGAUUAUGAAGCAGCCGAAUCGGAUGAAAUUACAUUUGAUCCAGAUGAAUUGAUUACAAAUAUCGAAAUGAUCGAUGAAGGAUGGUGGCGUGGCCAAUGUCGUGGUAAAGUGGGCCUAUUUCCAGCAAAUUAUGUCAAGCUCAACGAAUGAUUGAUAACAAUGGCCAUAACCAACCAACUUGUUUGAUUUUUUUUUCAUGUUUUAUAUAUUUAAUAUAUUGAUUGAUAAUUUAUACACACAAUUAUACGAACAAAAUAAGAUUCAUUUAUAAAUUUU
Dermatophagoides pteronyssinus (European house dust mite) is the source of this 1735-nucleotide messenger RNA. RefSeq names its product cortactin (gene Cortactin). The record is from RefSeq and is a predicted model, not a curated record. Gene Ontology annotation, biological process: regulation of actin filament polymerization; cell migration. Gene Ontology annotation, molecular function: actin filament binding. Gene Ontology annotation, cellular component: cortical actin cytoskeleton; site of polarized growth; actin filament. NCBI's taxonomy places the organism in Eukaryota, Metazoa, Arthropoda, Arachnida, Sarcoptiformes, Pyroglyphidae.